AUGGGUCGGAAGCAGAAGAUCACCAAGGAUGCUGAGGAUGGGGAUGGCGGCUCCAUGCAGGACAUCCGCAGCACGUUCCAACGUCUCCAAGCGAUGAUGGCCAUGACAAGUCCGACCAACCCAAUGUUGCAGAAUGCGCCCAAGCCCGCAAUCAACCCCAUGAACAUGGCGAUGAUGGGUGGAAACCCGCUCAUGGCGCAGAUGGCUUUGCAUGCCCAGACACCAUCAGCCUCCAACCCUCCAACUGGAGAAGCAGCCGCAGGCAAUGAUGCUGGCAAGAAGUGGGAGAUCAAGCCUGGACUGAAGCCUGGCGAUUGGACAUGUCCACGAUGCGAAGCUAACGUCUACGCGUCCAGGUUCAACUGUUGGAGAUGUGGAGUUUCCAAGAGAGGCGAUACUCAACAGGACUACAUCUCUGAGCAUGGCCGGAUCCACCCAGACAUACAAGAGCUGUGUGACGCAUUCUAUGUCGAGACACGGCACAUUGAGAAGCUGAAUGAGCUCAUGAAGUAUCGGCUGGAUACAUGGGACGAGGAUUUGAGGAAGCUGAGAGAAGUCAUGGAGAAGGCCCGGUCGCCAUGCGGAAUGUUGGUCACGAAGAUGAAAGAGAUUGAAGAUGGCACCUUCGUUGCAGUGAAUCGCGACAAAAGGAUGAAGCACCUCGUCGACAAAUUCAAGUUGGACAAGAUAGCAGAGACGAGCAUUUCGGAUAUCCUGGCUAGAUGUUCGGAAGAGAAGAAGGACGAGUACUACUAUGACCUGGAAAGGCAUUUUGAGUGUUCUGGCAAGCCGUCUGCCACUGCCAUGAUGAUUAUGAAGAAGAUGGCUAAUGGAGAGCCGCUUGGUCCGCCAGGGAAACCCGGCAAGGGCAGCUACCUGGAGCGAAUGCAGAACGAAGGCAAAGAGGGCAAGGAACGCGGAGGCACCCGGCCAGAGGAGGACCGAGACCGUCGCGAGCGUUCCAGCCGUCGCGAUAACCGACGCGAAGCUGGACGUGAUGGGCGCUAUGACCGGGAGAUGCGUGAUGGUCGGGAGGGCCGCCCUGGCCGGGACGACCGUCGGGAUGACCGCCGGGAUGACCGCCGGGAAGACCGUAGAGAUGAACGAAGGGAGGAUCGCCGGGACGACCGUCGAGAUGACCGGCGGGAUGACCGUCGAGAUGACCGGCGGGAUGAACGAAGAGAGGACAGGAGACGAGACAGCCGUGAGCGCUCAGAACGAGGACGAGGCGAUGGUCGGAAGGGGGCCGGGAAAGGAAAGGAGGAGGAGCGAGGGGCCCCUCGCGAUCCCAAGCCGUUUGUUCCGCAGCCGAAAGGAAUGGAAGCUCCGGAGCGGGGUGAAGGCUGCCCAGAGGCCAUUGGGCUACAUGGUAAGGCUGCCGCCGAAGCCCUCCAAUCUGGGGCUGAGCGGGUACGGCGCGAACUGCAGGCAAAUUUGCAGGCCAUGAUCCGGAAGGCCAUUGCGGAGGGUCGUCCUAUGGAGGAAUGGACCGCCUGA
This is a messenger RNA of Symbiodinium pilosum, 1497 nucleotides long. The record is from the annotation of a GenBank genome assembly. NCBI's taxonomy places the organism in Eukaryota, Dinophyceae, Suessiales, Symbiodiniaceae.